Messenger RNA from Closterium sp. Yama58-4, 1332 nucleotides. NCBI's taxonomy places the organism in Eukaryota, Viridiplantae, Streptophyta, Zygnematophyceae, Desmidiales, Closteriaceae. The record is from the annotation of a GenBank genome assembly.
AUGGCCGCGCGUGCGCCGGUGAGACAGACACACUCAUCGGACACAGGACCAGGCAUCCCGAGUCCGUUCGACUUCGCCUUCCCGGACCACCUCUGCGGGUCGCUGCGCGAGACCUACAUGGCGAUUAACGACCGCGUCCGCGCCGCCUGCAAGGACGAAGCCGCCGCCUCUGCCGCUGCCGCAGGCACUGCCGCAGGUUCCUCUGCCACAGCUGCCCCUCCCGCCGCUGCUCCCCCUUCCGCUUCCCCCGCUUCCCCCGCCUCCCCCGCCACCCCCGGCGCCCCGCCCGCCGCCGCAACCUCCUCACCGUCGCAAUGCCGCACGCUGAUCUUCGAUUCGGGCCACGACGGCUUCGGAGACACGGUCUUCGGGCUCGCGUCCACGUUCGCCGUAGCCCUACUCGACGACCGCGCAUUCCUCAUGCGGCAGGAGUGGCUGCCGUACGCGUUCGAGCCGGCGACGUUCGACUGGCGCGUGACAGAGGACAUCCCGCUGUCCACCUACUCGCCGCAGAUCAUGGACCCGGAUAAGCCCCCCAACGCGUCGUACGCGCGGCUUAGCCUCUACAAUAAGAACGUCGACCCGGAGGAGUAUUUCGGGAAGCUGAAAGGGAUCGCGCAUAUUGGGCUCGUGUGGAAUAGAGGGAUUUUGUUCAAUUUGCUGACCAAGGCCAAGGGCGCGUGGGCGGAGAGGUUCAAGGCGAUUGGGAUGACGCCGCCGUAUGCCUUCGCGUGUGUCAUGCGGUUCCUGCUGCGGCCGAAGCCGGAGGUAUGGCAACUAAUGAGGGACAUAGCGGGGCAGGUGCACGUGGCGCACGGGCUGAGCAUCGGCAUCCACACGCGCGUGAAGGACCUCAAGGUGUGGGAGCACUCCACCAAGGACGGAGUUCCCAAGGUGCUCAACGCCGCUGAGGUGGAGGAGCUUUACGUGCAGAACAAGCUGUCUUUCCAAUGCGCGGAGGAGUUGGAGCGGUGGUGGAGCCCCUCGUCGCUCAAGAUCAAGUGGUUCUUCAUCUGCAACUCCGCGCAGCUCAAAGUAGCCGUGCGCGACAAGUUCCCUGACAAGGUGGUGAUAACAGAGUUUGUCCCACGGCACGUGGCAAUCAGCAAGGACAACACGUCGCACACAGCAGCCCCUUCAUGGUACCAGGAGACAGUUGCCGAGUGGCUGCUCCUCGCCUCGUCCGACCUCUUAGUCAUCCCUGAGUCGGGCUUCUCCCGCUCUGCUGUCAUGUACUCCAUGCGCCCUGGGAGGGUCUUCAUGCCCCAAAAGUGCCGGCCUGAUGCCCCUGUGCCUGUGGGGGACCUGGCUACCGUUGGUUGUGGUGUGUGA